This is a messenger RNA of Hypanus sabinus (Atlantic stingray), 4601 nucleotides long. RefSeq names its product NACHT, LRR and PYD domains-containing protein 14-like. The coding region runs from base 723 to 3743 and encodes 1006 amino acids. The record is from RefSeq and is a predicted model, not a curated record. NCBI's taxonomy places the organism in Eukaryota, Metazoa, Chordata, Chondrichthyes, Myliobatiformes, Dasyatidae. Gene Ontology annotation, cellular component: cytoplasm. The transcript is spliced from 12 exons. Gene Ontology annotation, molecular function: protein binding.
GGAUUGACAAAUAGGUUGAGAAUUAUAGCAGGAAGCAAGAAUACGGUGUUGGAAAGUAAUCCUCCAUGAUUGAUUAUAGAGCAGACUAGAAUGACUUUAUCACAUAAUUCUCCUGUUAUAAAUUAUGACUUGUAUCUUAUACUAUGACUGAAUGAUGACUUCCUUGUAUUCCAUCACGAGCAAGAGAAAAUCUUCAGAUGCUGGAAAUCCAAGCAACAGCCACAAAAUGCUGGAGGAACUAAGCAGCUGGAAGAGAGGAGCGUUGACAUCCAGAUGCUGCCUGGCCUGAUGAGUUCCUCCAGCAUUUUGUCUGUGUUCCUUUGUAUCCCAUAUCAGGUUUUGUAAAGUUUGAGGGACAGUUACUGAUUUCUUCACUCGGAUCAUGACAUAUGCGUUCAAAAUUUAAAUGUCAGGUUAACGCUUUGUUCUCGUUUGUUUUAGUAACAUAAUUCAUUACUUCUUUCGUUGAAGUUAGACCUGUGGUGAGAGAUUUAUUGGAAGAGACGCCCACAACUGGAUGCAAACCACAACUGAAAACAAGGGAACAGCAACAAGUGAACCAGCCCGAGGACGGAGAUCAUCAAUUCGACAGAACCCUUCUGACUCGGAGUUUCCAUUAAUUCAGUCAGGAGAAAGUUCGGUCAUUGCCAGCAGGUGGGGCUUUCUUCCACCCGGACGUCGGACAAGCAGACGAUAAUCAACCAACGUCAGUCAGAGUCAGAAUGGACACAGAUCUGAACUCCGCCAUCUGCGCCUUCCUGUCAAAUUGUGACGAUCACCAACUGUUCCGGUUGACGAGAUUCUACAUGGAGAGACUGGAGCAGGCGAUUGAGGAGGGCGUGGAGGGAGUCAGCUUCAUGUUAAUGGGCGAGGAUCACUUCACCGGGCAGGAGUAUCACAGCGUGACUGAGCUCGCGGAGAAGGGAAACCGAGCGGGCGCUUCCAAACUCCUCCUGGAUCUGGUGAUGGAGAAGGGCUCCGGGGCCCGGAAAGUGAUGUGGGAAUCCUUUGUGAAACUACAUCACCAUUUACCGAAGCUGAGCAGAAUAUUGAAUGAAAUACGGGAGCGAGGUAACGGCCAGUUCGCCUACAUGGACACUGAGCGGGGUUUCUCUGAAGUGCCCAAGCAUCUGGAAGAUGUUCGAAGGAAACACAUGGAGACUUUGCGGACACAAACUGAAACACUGAGAGUGAACACGAUCCUGAUGAGGGAGAAGGUGAAGGUUUUCCAGCUGGUUGAUCGAUACGCUGAGCUCACGGUCAUUUCUACUGUUCGAGAUCGGAAACUGGUGGAACAUGAGCUGCUGGCAAGAGGCAGAGAUCACGAGGAGUGGAGAGAAAAAGAUCUCCGUGGUAAGCUGGAAAAAAUCCGUACUGAUCAGUUAUUCAAGAAGAGCUUUGUUCAAAAAUUGCAAAGAUAUUUCUUUGGAAACAAAUCAGGGAUAUCCGCAGCAGUGGCCGGAGUCCCAGGGAUCGGGAAAACAACAAUGGUACAAAAGAUUGUUUAUGACUGGGCCGCGGGGAAGAUAUACCAACAAUUCCAGUUUGUCUUCAGUUUCAAAUUCCGGGAUUUAAACACCAUUAACUGUAGAAUAAACCUGAAAGAACUGAUUCUGCAUCAUUACCCCUACUUUGGGAAUAUGCUGGGAGAGAUCUGGAAACAGACAGAGGGACUGCUGUUCAUAUUCGAUGGUUUGGAUGAAUUCAAGGACAAAAUCAACUUUGUUGAUCGUCGGAGAGACACAGAAUCACAGUACACAGAUCCUGAAUUCAAGUGCAAGGUGUCUGAUAUUGUGUACAGUUUAAUCCAGGGCAAGCUGCUCCCAGGGUGUUCAGUGCUGGUGACCACCCGUCCCACUGCGUUACAUUUAUUGGAAAAGGCAGACAUCAGUGUCUGGGCUGAAAUCCUGGGAUUUGUUGGUGAGGAACGGAAGGAAUAUUUCAUCAGGUAUUUUGAAGAUCAGACGGUGGCGGAAGCUGUUUUCAAACAUGUGAAGGAGAACGAGGUCCUGUAUACCAUGAGCUACAACCCCUCCUACUGCUGGAUCCUAGCUCUGGCACUGGGCCCCUUCUUCACACAAAGAGUCAGGGACCCACUGCGUGUUCCCAAGACCAUCACCCAACUGUACUCCUACUAUAUUUACAACAUCCUGAAAAACCAUGGCCGUGAGAUUGAGAACCCGCGUGAUGUGUUACUCAGGGUUGGUCAGAUGGCCUUCAGAGGAGUGCACGAGAGGAAGAUUGUGUUUACAGAUGGAGAUUUGAUCAACUACAAUCUGCAGCCUUCCCAGUUCCUGUCUGGGUUCCUGAUGGAGCUUUUGGAGAGAGAGGAUUCUGCCCGGAGCGUGGUGUACACAUUCCCACACCUCACUAUCCAAGAGUUUGUAGCUGCAGUCGCACAAUUCCUGAAUCCACAUCCCGGGGAUAUCCUGAAAUUCCUCACUGAAGCCCACAACACGACAGAUGGACGAUUUGAGGUAUUUCUUCGUUUUGUUGCUGGUCUCUCCUCCCCAAUGACAGCUCGGGGCCUGGAGGAGUUUCUGGGUCCAUUUCCUCAUCAAACAACCUGCCGGGUGAUUGACUGGGUGAAGGAGGAGGUUCAACGCCAGAGUGGAAACACAGAGAGUGAAGCUGGUAAAAGGAGCCUCCUGAACACAUUGCACUACCUGUUUGAGUCUCAGAAUCGUGGACUGGCUCAGGCCGCACUGGAAUCUGUGGAAAUGCUUUCAUUCAGUGGAAUGACACUGACCCCGAUGGACUGCGCGGUCCUGUCUCAUGUCAUCGGACUCUGUGAUGCAAUAAAACACCUGUACCUGGGGAUCUGCCACAUUCAGUGUGAAGGAAUCCAGCGGCUGGGACCCGGGCUGCACAAGUGCCAGGAUUUGAGACUUGGGGAGAACGACUUGGGAGAUUCAGGAGUGAAACUGGUGUCUGCGGCUCUGAGGAACCCGGAGUGUAAAGUACAGAAACUGGGGCUGAGGGAGGUCGGUCUCACAGAUUCUGGUGCCGAGGAUCUCGCCUCCGCUCUCAGUACAAACCGAUCACUGACGGGGCUGAGCCUGAGUUAUAAUAAACUGGGAGAUUCAGGAGUGAAACUGGUGUCUGCGGCUCUGAGGAAGUCAGAGUGUAAAAUACAGAAACUGGGGCUGAGGGAUGUCGGUCUCACAGAUUCUGGUGCCGAGGAUCUCGCCUCCGCUCUCAGUACAAAACCAUCACUGACGGGGCUGAACCUGGGUGAUAAUAAACUGGGAGAUUCAGGAGUGAAACUGGUGUCUGCGGCUCUGAGGAAGUCAGAGUGUAAAAUACAGAAACUGGGGCUGAACAAUGUCGGUCUCACAGAUUCUGGUGCCGAGGAUCUCGUCUCCGCUCUCAGUACAAACCCAUCACUGACGGAGCUGAACCUGAGUGAUAAUAAACUGGGAGAUUCAGGAGUGAAACUGGUGUCUGCGGCUCUGAGGAACCGGGAGUGUAAAAUACAGAAACUGUGGCUGAACAAUGUCGGUCUCACAGAUUCUGGUGCCGAGGAUCUUGUCUCCGCUCUCAGUACAAACCCAUCACUGACGGAGCUGAACCUGAGUGAAAACUCUCUGACAGACCGAUCUGUCCCCGGUCUCCGCCGCCUCAUACUGACCCUCCCGAGUCUGAAGUGGAUCUGGCUGGCGGGGAAUCGGUUCAGUGAGACCGGGAGGAAGGAACUGAGAUCUCUACAGGAACCCAGACCCGGACUGAUGGUGUAUCUGUGAACAUCUGAAUGUGGGGAAUCGGUUCAGUGAGACCGGGAUGAAGGAACUGAGAUCUCUACAGGAACCCAGACCCGGACUGAUGGUGGAUCUGUGAACAUCUGAAUGUGGUGAAUCAGUUCAGUGAGACCGGGAAGAAGGAACUGAGAUCUCUGCAGGAACCCAGACCCGGACUGACAGUGGAUCUGUGAACAUCCGAAUGUGUGAACAUCCCCGCCCGCGGGAUGGGGACAUUUGGCCGACUCCCCGCCCUCCCCUUUAACUCCCGCCCUUACCUUUAACGCCGCCUUUAACGGCCGCGCGCCGGGGCUGAUUCCCAACGGUUUUAACUGGACCGGCUCAAGCCUCGCGCUGUGUGCGUCGCUCGGAGAGGUCCCGCAGUGACGUGUUUCCGCCUGUUGUCCGGCGGGGCAGCUUCCGCCGGAAGUGCGUGUACGAGACUCCCCACGUGGCACCCCGGGGAAUUACCCGGACGGGAAGAGCCCGGGGGUCCGGGGCUCAGUCUGGGACUCCAGUGUCCCGGGGUGGGGGGGAUGAUCCCGGGAGAGAAUCCUUUUGCCCCCUUUGCUGAGGACGGUGCAUUCGGCAGCCUGGCCCAUAUAAUGAUGUUAAAUGGACAAAUCCCUCGGCAGUGACCCUGGAUCUGCAGCGAUCCCGGGCACGGCCCUGAAGUGUGAUUUUAUAAUCAUCGGUUCCCCGAUGCAGAGUGACGGUGAGAAACGGGACUGAUUAUUCAACCGGUCACCCGUUGUCGCUGGUCAGUUAAUUGUGUCUGACUGUGAGUGAGUCGGGAGCAGCUUAUUUAUUCCCGCACGUCAGCAGCUCACACAUUGUUUAAUUACAUUUGUCUUGAUGAAAUCA